This is a messenger RNA of Populus nigra (black poplar), 459 nucleotides long. RefSeq names its product calcium-dependent protein kinase 10-like. Lineage: Eukaryota; Viridiplantae; Streptophyta; Magnoliopsida; Malpighiales; Salicaceae. The coding region runs from base 77 to 358 and encodes 93 amino acids. The record is from RefSeq and is a predicted model, not a curated record. The transcript has a single exon. Gene Ontology annotation, molecular function: calcium ion binding.
AUAAACUUGCAUUCAGCAAAAAAUUGUACUCUCCAAAAGAUACAAGUACACGCUUAGUUCAUUAUUUCUAAAAAUAAUGGGAAUCAAGAAUCUUCGUCGUGUUAAUACUAGUAUAAUGACCUUGGAGGAGUUCAAGGAGUGGAUGCUGAAAGAAAUUGACGAUGAUAAAGAUGGCAAGAUAAGCAAAGAUGAACUCUCCGCCGCUGUCCGUCGCCACGGAGGAUGGUUUGCUAGUUGGAAGGCCAAGUGGGGGGUAUGGUCAGCUGACUCCAAUGGCAAUGGCUUCGUUGAUGACAGUGAAAUCCGUAACCUAGUGGAUUUUGCUCAUAAGAACUUGGGUAUCAAAAUUAUCUUUUGAUAUUGCAUGUGCCUUUUAUAUUGUCACUCUACUAUUAUGGUGCCUUCGUAGUGUCACUGUGUGAUAAAAAGAAAAAUUGAAUAAUAUGUAUUCUCUACUAA